Molecule: messenger RNA, 4332 nt
Organism: Physeter macrocephalus (sperm whale)
Lineage: Eukaryota; Metazoa; Chordata; Mammalia; Artiodactyla; Physeteridae
Gene: AMD1
Product: adenosylmethionine decarboxylase 1
Exons: 10
Coding region: 157-1161 (334 amino acids)
Biological process (GO): spermidine biosynthetic process; spermine biosynthetic process
Cellular component (GO): cytosol
Molecular function (GO): putrescine binding; adenosylmethionine decarboxylase activity
Source: RefSeq, a predicted model, not a curated record
UUUUAAAAAAAAGUUAAUAUAAAAUUAUAGCAAAAAAGGAACCUGAACUUUAGUAACACAGCUGGAACAAUCCGCAGCUGCGGCGGCAGCGGCGGGAGAAGAGAUUUAAUUUAGUUGAUUUUCUGUGGUUGUUGGUUGUUCGCUAGUCUCACGGUGAUGGAAGCUGCACAUUUUUUCGAAGGGACCGAGAAGCUGCUGGAGGUUUGGUUCUCCAGGCAGCAACCCGACGCAAACCAAGGAUCUGGGGAUCUUCGCACCAUCCCAAGAUCCGAGUGGGACAUACUUUUGAAGGAUGUGCAAUGUUCAAUCAUAAGUGUGACAAAAACUGACAAGCAGGAAGCUUAUGUACUCAGUGAGAGUAGCAUGUUUGUCUCCAAGAGACGUUUCAUUUUGAAGACAUGUGGUACCACCCUCUUGCUGAAAGCACUGGUUCCCCUGUUGAAACUUGCUAGGGAUUACAGUGGGUUUGACUCAAUUCAAAGCUUCUUUUAUUCUCGUAAGAAUUUCAUGAAGCCUUCUCACCAAGGGUACCCACACCGGAAUUUCCAGGAAGAAAUAGAGUUUCUUAAUGCAAUUUUCCCAAAUGGAGCAGCAUAUUGUAUGGGACGCAUGAAUUCUGAUUGUUGGUACUUGUAUACUUUGGAUUUCCCAGAGAGUCGGGUAAUCAAUCAGCCAGAUCAAACCCUGGAAAUUCUGAUGAGUGAGCUUGACCCAGCAGUUAUGGACCAGUUCUACAUGAAAGAUGGUGUUACUGCAAAGGAUGUCACUCGUGAGAGUGGAAUUCGUGACCUGAUACCAGGUUCUGUCAUUGAUGCCACACUGUUCAAUCCUUGUGGGUAUUCAAUGAAUGGAAUGAAAUCGGAUGGAACUUAUUGGACUAUUCACAUCACUCCAGAACCAGAAUUUUCUUAUGUUAGCUUUGAAACAAACUUAAGUCAGACCUCCUAUGAUGACCUGAUCAGGAAAGUUGUGGAAGUCUUCAAGCCAGGAAAAUUUGUGACCACCCUGUUUGUAAAUCAGAGUUCUAAAUGUCGCACAGUGCUUUCUUCGCCCCAGAAGAUUGAAGGUUUUAAACGUCUUGAUUGCCAGAGCGCUAUGUUCAAUGAUUACAAUUUUGUUUUUACCAGUUUUGCUAAGAAGCAGCAACAACAGCAGAGUUGAUUAAGAAAAAUGAAGAAAAAACGCAAAAAGAGAACACACAUAGAAGAAGGUGGUGGCUGCUUUUUAGAUAUUGAUACCAAGGGCCAUGCUUUCCAUAACCACCACCUUGUAGUUGCAGAAAGCCCUAGAUGUAAUGAUAGUGUAAUCAUUUUGAAUUGUAUGCAUUAUUAUAUCAAGGAGUUAGAUAUCUUGCAUGAAUGCUCUCUUCUGUGUUUAGGCAUCCUAUGCCACCCUUGCUGUGAAAUUGAAGUGCAUGUAGAAAAAACCUUUUACUAUAUGAAACUUUACAACACUUGUGAAGACAACUCAAUUUGGUUUAUGCACAGUGUAAUAUUUCUCCAGGUAUCAUCCAAAAUUCCCCACAGACAAGGCUUUCGUCCUCAUUAGGUGUUGGCCUCAGCCUAGCCAUCUGGGACUGUUCUGUUAAAUUGCUACCAGGAUUUUGCAUCCAGUUACCUCCACUUUCUAGAACAUAUUCUCUACUAAUGUUAUUGAAACCAAUUUCUACUUCAUACAGAUGUUUUUGCAGCACCAAUCAAAGUUCUUCUUCCACGAGUCGAGUCCUCUACGAAAAUGACUGCAGUUAUCCAUUUUGUGUAUUACUAUCUCACUGCUUCCUAUACUCGUGUGACUUUAAUUGAUUCAUUCCUCACCAUGGUGUCUCCCUCCCAACCACACCCCCUCCAUAAAGCAAUACACUGUUACACUGUGGGUUUACACUAACCUUAUACCCCAGAGGGGGAACGGGGGGCGGGGUGGACCCUGGGCUUAAUUUUCUUUUAAGGUCAAGGGAGUUUGGCAUUUUUCGUUACCAUGAGCUAUUUUGGAAUAAGCUGGUGUUGAUUAGCGAAGAAGGUGUAGAUUGAUACUAGGGAAUGUUAGCAGAACUGUAUGGAAACUGUAUGCCAUUCUGUGCCCCCCCAUUAAAUGAGAUUAGCUUCUCAUGGGUACCAUGUCUUUAUUAACUUGCUAAGUAGUAGUAUAAAAAAAUUAUCACUAAAUUUGUUAGCAAGGAGAUUUAAGAUAAAGGUUGUGUUGGAUUCAACAAGUCAAGUCAGCUCAGAUGAUUCACCUCAACUUUUACUUUCAUAGCCAUUUCCACUAAUUUCUAUUAAUGAUAUGCCAUAAACUUUCGUUCAAAGCAGAAUCGAUGUCUUUGCCAUCUUUGUGACUUAAAACGUUCUGUGACUUUGUGAUGCAUGUGAUAGUGUUCUGACGGUUCCUCUUACUGGUAUUUCUUUCACCAUGGAGUAACAUCAAGUGAUGAAUGAGAACUGUUCAGGUUAUUCAGACAUACUACACAGUGAAGCAGAGUGCUAUCCAUAAAACGUAACAUACAAAAUUCCAAAAUGGUCAAUGGGAAAUGACUAGAAGUACAGGCUUAAAAGAGUUGGCAUCUUUUAGCUGUAUUUGCUAAUAUGGACAUUUAUUUAAGCAGCUGAGAAAAGAGCAAAGUUGACUCAAUUUUGUAUUUCUUCUUGUCCUCAAACAAUUUUUGAUUCUUUCUGGAUUGAUGCAGUGAUGUUUUUGUUCCUUCCGUAUUUAUAAAUGAAACACUUUUUUUUAGUGUUUCUAAACAUAAAUUUCUACUUGGUUUGAAAUCAAGUGGUUGGAACACUUUUGACUUUUAAACAUGUUGUUGAUUCAGAGCUUCAUUGAAGAAGCUUUCAAUCAAUGGAUCAGUCCGAUUCUGUAAUGAGUGCACAGUACCUAAUGUUUUGGUGCUAUUAUGAGGACCAAUGCUCAAAGUGGAUUUUGUUCUUGAACAGUGUCCCAGUAGAUCUGAUGAACAUUUAUUGGCUUGAGGUCUGAUCGCCCGUCCCCCACCCCAGCCCAAUAGAUUUAAGAUUUCUAUUUAAUGUUGAGAAACUGUACAAAUUUGUAUGGAACAAAGCCUAGAAAAAUAAAAACUAUAGAUUGAAAUAGUAAUCUAAAUUAAUCCUAGUGUGUGUGAUAGAGGAGGGAAAAUUUUGGUGCCAUAAUUUCUCUCUUCAUGGUGUUGGACUUAAAUCAGUUGAAAUGUAUUUCUGUACCACAAUUUAAGCUUCAAUAAAGGUUUGCUUAAUUCAUUAUCUAGUGACAUUCAGAAAGUUUUCUGUUGAUGUAUUGUUUUAAAUAGUAUACCUGACCAAAUACUAGACAUCUAAAGUUUUUACAAUUAGAGUAAAUAUUUAAUGAUCAUUUUUUAAGAUUUAUGGGAGUUGUCAUAAAGAUAAGAUCUCUAAGCUCCUGGGAGAACAGAUUUAAACAUUUUUUUGUUAGUGGCUUCAUACCUGAAGCUCAAAGAAAAUCAUCUGGGCUAUAUACCAGGAUAUCAAAGAGUAGAAAGGGUGUAAGUAGUAAGAAUAAUAAUGCUAGAGUUUGGAGCUAGAAAAGUGAAAAGUUUGAAGGUGGAAUAGUCUAACAUUUAUUAUGAAAUAGGCUCUUGAUGGUGGGGUGGGGGCAGAGUUUAACUCAUGGUUAUUUCUAUUAACUAGAACAGAGUUAUAAGCUUUUGAUCAUUGUGCCAUGCAGGUAUGUAUCUCAUCAUCUGAGUUAAAAAGGGUUGAUCGUAGAAAAGCAGGUUGUUACAUAUGUGUGCAAUACCUACAGCACCAGAUUCUUUUACAUGAACAGGUAACUGAGUAUGGCAGACACUUGGUGUUAAUCAGAUUCAGGGACAUAAUCUGAAAAAUAUAGUAAAUGUGAUAUCACACUAUGAAAGAUAAGAGGCUUUUAUUGUCCUAACCAGAUAACUCACCAUUUCUUGGCUACCCACCUUCAAACUUGACAUUCUCAUCUACCCUUUUUGUCAUAAUGGAAGAAGUAUUGGUCUUUUGGAUUCUAUCCACCCAUUCCUACCUUCAGAGACUUUCUGAGUUCACUGCAAGCAUGUCCACUGUUGAUCACCAUCAGUUUGUUUUACUUUUCUAGUUUCUUCCCACUUAGGUUUGCUCCUUAGGGUCUACUUUAUUAGUCCUUUACAAGAUGACGUGUCAAUUCUUACCCAAACUGAACCCUCUUCAGACUACUUCUUGCAAUCUAGCAUUUUCCUGAGUUGUUGAAACCAGAAACCUAGAAUGAAAUUGAGGCAGGGUCAUAGAGAUCUGUUAUGUGACUAAGACUGGAAGAAAACCAUUGGCAGUGUCAAGAGAUGUCCAAUAUGCUGUUGGAUAUGUGAGCUAGGAAGCC